AGGACGGAGGAGGAGGCCGCAACGGCGGCGGCCUCCUCCUCCUCCGUUGUUCGGUGCAAAAUGGCGGUGGGCGCUGCGGGGUUGAGGAGGGCGCUCGGCUCGGCGCUUGGAAAUGGGGGGAAAAAAAAGCAAAGCGAUUCGGUCCCCGCCGUUUCUUGCUAGGAGGGGAUUUAUUUUUUUCUUCAGUUAGAUUUGUUCGUCGGUCGACGUGAGGGCGCGAACGUCGAAUGCUGACGAAGCCGAGGCGCUGGCUCGGCGAUGGAGGGGGGGUUGGGGUGGGGGUGUUUUUGUUGUGUUGGGUUGUUGUGUUGUCGCGCGCGGUGGGUUGUUUGAUGGUGUGGUUGGACGAUGGUGGUCGCUGGUGGUUGUUGGGGGGGCCUCCCACAACACCACCACCACCCCCCCUCCGUGUGUUGUUGUUGCGACGAGGGGCAAGGUGGCCGCGACUAGGCCGCGGGCGUCGACGCGUUACGUAGCGACCUCGCCGCCUGCCUACGACGCGAUUAAUCGUUAACUAUUAUCGUCUUUGCGUCUGCGAGUGAUGUAAACAGCGAGUAUUUAUUGUUUCGGUGAUGACGCCCCGUUGGUUUAUGGCGGGCUUCCCCACGGCCAAGUUUUGGAAAUUCCACGUUACCAUGGCGGAAGCUGGGUCGCGCGAUUGCUGUAAACUUCGUAAAGUGGUGCUCGUUCUUGCGAUCCCCAUCCCCGAAGGAUGAUGAUGGUGAUGAUGAUGUUAGUCGACCCUCGGGGCCCGUGUUGUGAUUGCGCGUUGACCAGAGACGACACUUGGUCGUGUUAAUGAACUCGUAGCCGGAUACCCCUUGAUUUCUGUCGGCUGUAGUGUCACUCUCCACGCGAGGCGAAUUACUCGGUUCACAGAUGUUGGCGGUAUAUUUGUAAAUGUCUUAACGCUAGACUUAAAACGAUGUGUUAUAACUUUAUGCUGCCCUCCGUAUACCUCUAUAAGUGAAACCAAUCAACCCGCGUGCAAUAAUUUUAGUUUUAAGUUACAAGCGUAGAUGUGAGUAGGUUUGUGCCAAAUGUCAUUGUGCGUCCGUCACUCAGUCACAAUAGUCCGUAUGUUAGACUAUCCUGCCGCAAUGAUUAUUACUAGCUGAUUAAUUAGGCAUGGGCUCCGUUACUAUGGUCCUGUUGACAGUGUUAAUUUACUAAGAUUAUACUGAGACAACAACUAUGAUAGGUGGAAUUUAAAAAAACCGAACGGAUUCGCUUGGUAAUGUUUUCAAAACUUGUUUCUACCUUCACACGGUGCGUUUGUGCAAGCGCCUUCGCGUUGAAAAUGCCGCUAAUAAUUAAAUGAGUCGGGUGUUUACGUCUCGUCUGUAAGAGGUUUAAGUUCUGACUGCGUUUCGAAAGCAAGAGUGAAACGCUGUGAUGCACCUGUUUGAUUUAAAGGUGUGAGACGCGCAAGCGGACUGUGCGUGUGCGGGCGGUACUGGCACGUCCGGGUUUAGCUUUGAGACGUUUGCUGUCAAACGAAUGUCGUUUGCAUUUAAUGUUUAAUUGCAGCGUUCUUGCCGUGAUAGGAUGCGAAGUUUUUAACUGUUGCCUGCUAUUAUUUUGAGUCACGGAGUCCUGCUACGUGCUGUCUUGGCGACUGGAUAAGUUGCACCGCUUUAAGAUUAAGAGAUGGGGAGAGAAACCAAAAGCACUGUACAGUUCAGCCCUUUAAUUAAUCCACUGCUGGAUAAAGGCUUCCCCGCGCCGUGUCGAUCAGCGGAGUUUGUGGGUCCAUAUUCCACGACGCUAGCCAGUGUGGCAUCUUGAAGGGGUUGUUUGGAGCAGGACCUCAAGAGAUAUCCCUUGCCACUCAUUGCUACGAUGAGCCGUGGCAGGGAAUCGAACUCGGCUCACAGGAUUCAUCGCGCGCUAACAAUUGCGUCGCGACCCCUCCUUCAAAAUGUAACUCGUCCAAAGCCAUCCCAACAAUGCGUGGCACUGCUGAAACAAGUUCUUGAGACGUCUUCUCCUUCGUCGUCGUCGUAGUAUUAUUUCUCGAGUAAAUAAAUGACUUGUAAUCACUUGGUGCUUUGUUGCCGCUAUGCGUUUUUCGUGCCCGCCGCAAGCACCUGUUGAAUGAGAGAGACAAACGCGGCGGGGACACCUGAUCGCCCUCCUGAAGCCGACAGACUUGGGGGGGGGGGGGGGGGGUUGGUGGUGCCGCCUACCCCCCCGUCGUAUUGUCCGCCGGUUACGCGGUCAUCCCCUCCGUCCUUUUUGACGGCUGUGAAUUUGAGCUCCCCUCGCUUUUAAGCGUUGUGCACAAACACGACUGUUUAUCAUCUGUCGAUUGCCCUUUGCUUAAGCGGGUGAAGAUGCAUUACAUCUCUUGCGCAAAGUCGAAUAUAUGGCAGGAUUUGGUUGACUGUGGUAAUAAAUGGCGUGUAAGUGCAUCGUGUGUUAAUAUCUUUAGCUUUCUUAAUUGGCUUUGUGUUUUUAAUGUUUUUGGUACUUUUUGAAAUGUAAAAGCACUUAUGAAAGGCACGUGGUUUUAUUACUUUUGUACCAUGUCGGCAUAUAGGAGUAUGCGAUGCGCUAAUAAACCUGUAUGAAAAUAGAACUGACUUUGGUGCUAAUAUGCUUAUUGUAUAGAUGUUAUAGGGUUUAGAUCGCGUAAGUUAGCAACACACAUUCGGUUUAAUCUCUUUUGCAUUCAAGCCCCCUUCGUCCACGCGCUUUCCUGUAUUGUUCUCGCAGUUAUCCCCCCCUUUGUAGAGGCGCAUUGCCUUUUUGGGCCCUUCCCCCCUCACCUGCCCAAAUAAAGGACUGGCAUCUAAAAUAAAGUGCGAGUGAUUUGUGCAGAGCACACGUGUGCAGUAACAUGCAGCACUCGAGACGCGAGCAGUGAUUGCACCUCAAAUACAAUAGCAGUUCCAUUCAUUUUACCCAGGGAAACAUCACUGAGUCAUAAGCCUCAUUUUCAGUGUGGUUCUGCAUCCCAAUGCGUCCCAGUGCAGAACCCCGCAUCCCAAUGCGUGUUUUCCAUGUGUACCCAGAGAAAACCCUCCGUUAUCCUCUCCAAAUACUCAAAAGUUCCGCACAGAUUCAAGAUAAUCCUUUGUAAAGUACUCCCAUAUUAUGGAGUAAUGCUUAUUUUACAAAUCUCCCCUACGAGAUACUAAUAAUCGUUAACCUUUUAGACUGCCAUUUGAUGAUUUAAGUUUUUAAAUCUUGUUUUCUUCUCAGCAUGUCGCAUAUCGUUUACAUACACAUGCUAGAAAAUACAUAAUGGUGAAUAUAUACACAUCCCCAUUAAUAGGGUAUUCUUUAAAGUGUAUAUAACACUUCCUUACAGGCUUACACUGUAAUAAUUAUACCAUAUUAUGCAGCAAUGCCAAACAUCACACGCUGAUGAGUGGCCGCUGGAAAUGGUGAUACCCGUUUUGUUUAAUAUUGCAUGAGGUGCGUCUGAAUAAUAUAUGCGCUUAUAAUUUCAAGACCAGGAGCACUAGUGCACACUGCCAGGUGUUGUGCUCGUAAAUUAAGAGGAGGUGGGGGGGGUGGUUAGUUUUGUAAAUCUCAAUUGAGAGGCGAGCAAUAUACUUCGAGGAGUAUGUCCAACAAGUGGCAUUAAAAUACCGCAACGCCGUAUUUGCGUUCAAAGCCUGAGUGUGGGGAGGUAAUUUAGAAUUUAAAAAAAUCUCCCUCCCAAGGUGAUUGGUGGCACAUAAUAGCACUUGCUUCUUAUGCAUGCGUUGCGCGGACCGAGCAUCAGCCCCUCUGGCACAGUGUGAAGAAGAGCGGCGGCGAGUUGCUGGAGAGACCAAGAUGUGAGUGGGCCUAGCAGCAGAAAUGCUAUGGGGGGGGGGGGUGUGCGGCUGAGUGUGGGAUGGCACCAUUCCUUUUUGUUUACGGGUGUUGCCAUGGAGACACACCCCCCCAGUGCUGCCGUGGGAACAGAAAUCCAAACAGGGAAAUUAUUAACACAGGGCCCCAACCACGUGAUUCGCGCACUGGAUGCUUCCAGCGCCUGGUUGCCGUUUCCUAGCAACCAUUGUGUUACUCGACAAUUAAUUUCGAAUUGUCAAGUUGCCGUUGUUAAGUGUGCGAGUCGUCGCUGUGUCUGUGAGGCGUUUUAAUUUGUCGAAUUAUUAAAGCUGAAGAAUUAUACUGUUAAUCUUUUGGGUUUUUUUUAAAUUUCAGGAAUUACAUUUUUCGGCUGUCUCUGUAUCAUAGCAGGGCGAGUCUUCUUUCAGCGACUUUGCAUGUCACAAGCAUGAGGUUUAAGUGAAUACAGCUGCUCCAUUGUUUUUAAGCUAUAGAAAGUUGGUUGCUAGGCAGCGGUUGCCUAGCGAGCAUUUAAUUGGCAAAUCCCCCCUCUUGCACUUGGAAUUGGAAAGUAAUAGAAUGGAGGCUUGACCAAAAGCCAAGCUUUUAUACAAAAGCCGCAGCUGGAAACACUCGGCAACAAGCCUCUGUGUAUGCCGAUUGUGCUCCUUUCUUCUCAUUUAAUUAGCUAGCGCGGCACUCGUCGCAUUAAAUCUCUGCAGUGGAACGGGGCCCGGGUUUCCUUCAAUGAAGAAACUAAUUUGAAGCGUUAUCAUAAUGUCCGCGGAAUUUUUCUUAAAAGCCACGGGUCCAAUCAAAAAAGUGAGGCGUAAUGCGGUUGGCCUCUGGCAAACUUUUGUUUGAGGCAUUACGGCGACCUGCGGCGGGCUUCAGAGGCGGUCACGCCGUCCUUGCGACACAAGAAGCUACAUUUGUGUUUUUCGAUUAAUAGAACGUGGAUUACUUGCAUAUUUUGAGCGGCUGAUAUUACCCAAUGGUUUUUGCCACCGAAUGCAUGCCAUCAGUGGAUGUGUUGAUUUUACACAGUAUGCUGUUAUAAUUAUUGCCAUAUUUUAGACGUGUACCAUAUUAAUAAGCAAAUGGUAUGGCAUAAUGCAAAAUUAGCUUUGCUUUUUAAAGUCAUACCUAUAUAUACAAUUUUGAUUUAAAGCUUUUGUGACUUCAGGGAUUCACAUUCUUUACCGAAAGAACCAAGACUAUGAAUCCCUUCUACGUGACUUUACCGAAAGAACCAAAAAUAUAUAUACAAUGUUAACUGCCAAUAUUUUGUUUUAUUUCAAGGAAUUAUAUGAGUUAGUAAUUACAUUGUGAUGAUUUAUGAAAUGACAAUAUGGCCAUGUGAUGUCUUCUGGUUUAUUCAGUAAUAAAAUAUUACCAGGAUUAUGAAUGUUUUUUUGCUCUACCCUGAAUACCAUCUACUUUAGCUCAUAUUUAGGUUCUAACAAGGUAAAUUAGCUGUUGCAUAACAUGCAUUACAUUAAGAGCCAGCUCUCCUUUUUGAUGGUAUUAUUAGGCCUUAUGUGUAUACUCAAUGCAAAGAAAUGUAAUUUUCUUUUGCACAUUUUUUUGCUCAACAUUAUUUCCACAAUGCAUACAUAUGGGACUUAUUUAGGUCUAAACAGAUUUUUGCACAUACAGCCCUUGUCAGUCCGCUCCUGGAUGACUGUCCUCCCUGCUGUAAUUAAUUUUACACCAUGCUGGUAACGGGGGUUAUUUGACCAUUCUUCACCACACAAGUCAGUGCAAGUUUUUUGAAGUUCUGGAGCAUAGUUGCACUGCCUUGUCCUGACAACAUAACCAGACAACAGCCUGUUUCAGAAAUGAUAGUGAUCCAUCCCAAGCAGUAUUUCCCGGCUCAACCCUACAAACCUUUCGAAAUUUGAUGAUGAUUUUGUCAUAAGCCAUGUACAAUUAUCAUUGCAUUAAAUAGUGUUACUUGCAUACGGCUUUUUAAGUGUAACUAUUCCCUCCACAAGUUAAUCUGAAGUGAGACGUGUGAUUCACACACUUGGUAUUUAUGGUGAAAAAACAAUAUUUACGAGUUUAAAUGAAUGUGUACCGAAUUUAUUUUCAUCUACUAAUGAUGCACCUUAAAAGCAUGUAAAUUACAUGAUUUGUCACUUGACAUUUCACUAGCAGAAUGUGCUGAAUAGAAAAAAUAAUGGCACAUCUGCACUGUCAAGAGUUGACUUGUCCUGAAUCUAUCACGAACACUGUUGUUUGUGGUUUCUCUGGGCCCCUUGAAAUAUGUAAUGAGUCUUGUUAAUAGAUAAAAAAAAUUAUAAACGUGGAACUGUACCCACAGUAAUGCAUACAUUUGUUUGGCCACUUUUUUAUAACCAGCUAAAAAAACAGCAGAUGCAUGACAAAAAAAUCUAAACAUUGUGCUUAUGCCAAGCCAGUUUUUUUUUAUUUGUAGCAUCCAAAUGUCCAUUUCGUUACAUCGCUAAAUAGUGCUUGGAAAAUCUAUGAUGAAUGUUGCAGAUUGCACAAGUGCAUGGAAUGGUUUAUCUGUCGUUCCACACCGCACUCAAAGGAGACAAAAGGAAGACGCCUCUUCAAACGGGGUGGGGGGUGGGCUUACAUUUUUCUCGAGAAAUUUAGCAAGAACAAUGCAGUAUAAAGCCUGAAUAGAACUCUUGGCUGUUUGGUAUUUAUACUGAUUAGCACAGAUUAGGUAAAUUGGCUUCCAGGAGCAGCGCGGCUCAGCGAGUCGUGUUAAAUCCUGUUUAAAAUGCCAUCUGCUGUAAUUAAUUUUCAUAAUGCUGUGGUGUGAUUUUGGUUCACCAUGGCUUAAGCUUUCUUGGUAAAAGCAUCUACGUCCAUUUGUUGUGCUCUAGAUGAGAUGUGCGUGUGGGUUGGGAGUAGCUGCUGCUUAAUGUGCCGUACCAUCCCAUAUUAAACCCAGUGAAACCUUAAUGGCACAAUACAAUGCAUAUUGGUGAACUAAUAGGCUGUAUGUGAAUGGGGAGAGACAUGAUUUGUAGGGUUUUUUUUAUUUUAGCAGGUAAGGCCUACUGGGCUUAAUCUCUUUUUCAGAAGCGACCUGAUCACAAACUAUAGCUCUACUGAGUGGCUUAUCACGUGGAAAUUUAUAGCAAGCAAAUACUAUAAAGUAAUGUUUCUAAGUGUAGAGGGAAUAACCGGACGACACGGAGAAAAAUCCACGCGACCACGGGGGGAGAACAUGCAAACUCUAAAUAUACAGGUGUUAGGGUCGGGAUCGAACCCAUGGCCUCCUGUAUACCAGGCCAGGUAGUUCACAUAUCGCCACCGUGGCGAGUUGAACAGGUCAGGGAAAUAAGUAAAACUCUGCUGUAGUAAAGUAAUAUUUUGCAAAGUGAAAAAUCAGAAGACAGUGUCCACAGCCAAGGAAAUUGAGUUACAGACAUUUAGAGCAGUAUUGGGAGAAGGGGUCGGCUCCCAUUGAGUGAUUGUUGUUUAUAAAAAGCCUUAAUUUGUUGGGAACAGUGAGCAAAUAGCUAUGGUUUACUUGAUAUAAUUGGCAUAAAAAUAUGGCAAUUAACACAUGUUGAAUAUCAUUAUCCGUAAUACCAAUUGUCUUACUGUCAUGCAUUUGUGAAUCUCAGUUGUAUGAUAAUAAUGUGUAUGAAUCCGGGAAAGCAUUGGAGUUACGUGUAAUAUAUUUUGUUAAUAUGAAUAUAAAACCUUAUGGAAUGGCAGUAUGUACCUGCACAACAGAAUAAUUGUGCGUGAUGCCACAUUGCUUACAAUAUUCAAAUUCUAACAUCUGGUAUUUUGUCCUAAGCACAAGGCACGGACAUUCGUGCAAUUUUAUACAUUUUUAGUACAUUUCUUAGACUUGACACACGCAAAUCUAAAUAAUGAACACCAUUAAUGUGUUAUCAAUACGCUACACAGCUAACUGAAUUAUUAAACAACGCUUUGUAAGUAAAUUUAGUUAAAUGUUGUGCUGGUUAACGCUCUCAAAAGGCUCCCCCCUUGUAGCGGCGUAAACGCCGCCCUUGGUAAAAGCCACACAAAAUUCCCAGGUGAGAGGGGUGGUGUUUUUUUUCCGUGACGAGCUUUCGACAGGGCUGCCACACACCGCCUUACGGGAUCACUCGCAAAAAAAAAACGAGAGAGAGGCAGCGGGCGCGGACAGCCUCUCAGCCACUUACCCACAAUCCCCAGGGGGCCUAUCUAGCAGGCGGUAAUUACGGCGCUGCCGUCUGCACAGAAUUUGUGGUUCUUAAUUUCACCGCAGAUGUAGAGGCACGAAGAGCGGGCACCUGGCUCGCGUUUUUAUUUUUUAUUUUAAAAAAAGCACAUCUUUAAACGAUAUCGCUGCCCGCGACGUCGCGCCAUGGAACUUGAUAAGUGCGAUUACGCUGACGGCGACGGAGCUGAAUACAACCCUUUCCCCCGGCAUCCUGUCGUGAUGGCGACGCAGACGUAUGUGACCGAGCUGACGGUGUCCCAGCCGGCGCAGCAGCAGCAGCCCCAGCAGCAGUACGUCCAUGUCAUCGUGUCCGAGAGCGGCAUGCAGGCGACUGCCUCCACCUCGGACUCGGCGCGCUCUGUGCCGCUGCAGGUGUCCUCAGCUGGGCAGCCCCCAGGGGCUGCACAGGGCGUCCAGCAGGGCCAGCAGCAGCAACAGCAGAGGCUGGUGGUGCAGACGUCCACACCUCCCCAGAAGUCUACGCAGCCCCAGAGGGUGCAGGUCCCGCAGCAGGUGCAGGUGCAGCAUGUGUACCCCAGCCAUGUGCAGUACGUGGACGGCAGUGACCCGGUGUACACCAAUGGGGCCGUGGACAGUAAAGGCGAUUUGCUUUGCUUGUGGGCGAGCAGGCGAGCAGCAUCCUACCCUUACAGUGAGGCCCAGCUGUACGGCCAGGGAGAGGGCCCUGUCUACUACGACUCACAGGGCCGUGUCACGACGCAGCUGGGCACCGUGGUCUCAUCACAUGGCCUCAUGAGCACAGGCGGCAGUGGCGGCGGCAGUGAGAUGGGAGCAAUGGGGGUCGGCGGUGGGCAGGUGCUCACCGAGGCCGGGGGUGCGUACCUCAUCCAGACGAUGGACGGCUCUGGGCAGUCGCUGAGCCAGGCCACACGCGCCUCGCCUGCCACGAUUGAGUUGACGUUUGAGACCCUGCAAAGCUCUGAGGGUUUCCCGAAUCAGCAAAGUUCUCUGCUAAACCACCAUGUGCAGUGGCUGAUCGACAACUACGAGACGGCGGAGGGGGUGAGCCUUCCGCGCUGCACCCUCUACAACCACUACCUGCGUCACUGCCAGGAGCAGAAGCUGGACCCCGUGAACGCAGCGUCCUUUGGCAAGCUCAUCCGCUCCGUGUUCCUCGGCCUCCGCACGCGGCGCCUCGGCACCAGAGGUAACUCGAAGUACCACUAUUAUGGCAUCCGCAUCAAGGCAUCAUCCCCGCUCAACCGCAUGCAAGAUGACCACCAGCACGCGGCCCUGAGGCAGCAGCCGCUCAUCCAGAAGCAGCGUUUCAAGCCAACAGCAAAGGCGGACGGAGUGGGCGAGGCGCAGGGCGUGGGGCCGCAUGGUUCGGCUGAGCAGGCUCUCGUCGCUCAAACCCAGCAGCACCAGCAGUUCCUAGAUGCGUCACGGGCACUGCCGGCGUUUGCAGAGGUGGAGUGGGGGGACAUCACCUUCCCGCCGGGUGUCUCCAUUGAGCACGUGCGCACGCUGCAGACGCUCUACCGCGAGCACUGCGAGGCCAUCUUGGACAUCGUGGUGAACCUGCAGUUUGGGUUGAUUGAGACCAUAUGGCAGACUUUCUGGAGGUACAGCCCUCCGGAUGAUGAUGAUACUAGCAUGGACGUACAGCACAGGGAGAAUGGCUACGAGAAGCGCCUCCCAAAAGGGGCGCUGGCGACACUGUGCCGGUGGGAGCCGGUCAUGAAGUGGAUGCGGAGCUGUGACUACCUGCUGUACCAGGCACUGGUGGAGGUGCUCAUCCCAGACGUGCUACGGCCCAUCCCCAGUGCCUUGACACAAGCAAUCCGGAAUUUUGCCAAGAGCCUGGAGGGCUGGCUGGCUACGGCCCUGAGUGGGCUACCCCAGGAAGUCAUACACGCCAAGGUGGCGGCGGUGAGUGCCUUCGCUCAGACACUGCGGCGCUACACGUCGCUGAACCACCUGGCGCAAGCAGCACGGGCUGUUCUGCAGAACACUUCGCAGAUCAACCAGAUGCUCAACGACCUCAAUCGUGUCGACUUUGCCAACGUGCAGGAGCAAGCGUCGUGGGUGUGCCAGUGCGAGGAGGGCGUGGUAACGCGACUGGAGCAGGACUUCAAGGUGACACUGCAGCAGCAAAACUCACUGGAGCAGUGGGCUGUGUGGCUGGACGAGGUGGUCACCACCGUGCUCAAACCACACGAGGGCAGCGCCAGCUAUGCCAAGGCCGCGCGCCAGUUCCUGCUGAAGUGGUCCUUCUACAGUUCGAUGGUGAUCCGAGACUUGACCCUGCGCAGCGCGGCGAGCUUUGGCUCCUUCCACCUCAUCCGCCUGCUCUACGACGAGUACAUGUUCUACCUGGUGGAGCAGCGGGUGGCACGGGCGCGCGGGGAGACGCCCAUCGCCGUCAUGGGCGAGUUUGCUGACCUGGGAUCAGGAUUCUUGUCCUUGAAUGGGAUAAAAGACCGAGAGGCCAGCCAGAGGGACUCGUGGGACGAGGUGUCGGUGGAGUCGGGUGAACCGGCACCCAAACUGACUCGCACGGAGCUUAAGUAGGAGAUGGAAAAAAAGAGCGAGAGAAAGAGGCAGGGGAAAGGUGCGGACAAAGACGGCGGCUCGGAGGACGAGAGUUUAUCCAGCGUGGCUGCGACCCAACGCUACGUUGUUGUGUGUCUGUGGAAAGGGGCAGUGGGUUGAAUUUGCCCGCUGCAGCUCCUGUUGCUGGUGGUGUACAAAACCUAAGACUGCGGCGAAAUUCUUUGUGGCAUAAGUAGUGUGGGCUGAUGACUGCUGAACGUGUACAGUGCUGAAUAUUGCAGAUGUUUAUUUCGCUUGCUCUUCAUUUUUUAUUCAUUUAUUUUUUAACACAGCCUCUUUGUUAUCAACAUAUUUUUAAAAAGAUAUUUAAUUCUAUUGAAGGCUGGCGUCCUUGUAACUCAAUUGUUAAGAGAUCCAUGUAAAUGUUUGAAGUGUGAGUUUGUGCAGAGUGAGCGAUCCGGAGCCGAGGGUGGUGGUAAAUGUUGUGGAUGAUGUAGACGGCAGAAUGUCUGCAGAAAUAGCAAGUGCAUCAACAGACACGCACCAUUCGCCACUUCAUCCCUAAUUAAGUUGGUUUUUAAAACUUAUGAAUGGUGACAGUCACUGUGUUUCCCCUUACAAUAUUACAAACACAUGGUAAUUUUGUACAGAUUUAACUGUGGGUGAAUUGCAGUUUUGAGUCAAUUAUAUUUUGAUGUGGCGUUGUCAGUUUAAUUAACCGUGUAAAUGCGAACGUGUCCUUUGUCUCAUUAUUCUUUUGACUGGUGCCUGUAAAGCAGCAUCGGCCGCCCCGGUGAAUGCUCGCUACAUUUGCUUAUGCAACACUUGUGUGCCAACGUGGACAGCUCGUAUAAAUCCUCGUUUCCCUUUCACAAAGACGCGAUGGGCACGUUUGCCGUCUCCGAGCGACCGACGUAUCGACAAGAUUCUUGGGACGCUCUAUCGCAUCGAACACGCUCCGAUCGGCAGCACAAAAUGGACACAGUUGUAAGAGCCGAUCGAUCGACACACGACACAUUGGGCCUCUUAAGUUGCAUUUGGGACGUCCUUCAUCCUUCACAGCCGCCCCAUUAGACUGCUUGCUGGAGAGUGUGCUCACUAUGGUAGCAGUGUGAGGAAUAGGUUGCGUGGCAGAACCGCCCAUCCCGAGCAGGCUUCUGUCCAGGUACAUGCCUGGAUUCUCAAGGCCACUGAUUAUACUUUAGCCACCAUGGUCUUAGCCUUGUCAAAGCUGUCAAUCUGGCCACACAGCAGGGAGGUGUUGAUGCUGUCUGGUCAGUCUGGUGUUUGUGGUGAAAAGGUGGGUGUUUUGUGUACGUGUAAGCUCGUGCUCGGCGACACAUCACGUGCACAUUACAAUUUGACAUUUAGCUUGACAAAUUGUACCUUGCCCUGACACGCUAUAAAUAUCAGACUGGUUUGGCAUCUUUGCAAUUGAGCCACUUUGAAAGCUACCACGGAAGUUAUUGAUCUUGGAGUGGAAAAUAAACGUUUAAAUGCUGCCUUUGUUUCAUGCAGUGGGGGGGGGGGGGGAAUAAAAAAACAGCCAGAACUUGCAUCACUCCGUUUGUGUCAGUUUAUUGAGACUAAAUCAUUAAAUGAUAAACGCCAAGAUGCCGUACCAGUAGAGACCAAUAGGUGUGAUGGAAGAAACACUCGUAAUCCUGCACUGUGCAUUUACAGCAUCCUCAUUCAUAGCCACCAGACGACAAAAGGCAGAUGUGGCUUUUAAUAUAUAUCAAAACUGUUAAGCACACUUGGCUACUCUAUAGUUUAACCAUUAUUAGGUGUAAUACUAAUUUUAAUCCUUUAUCAAGGAAGGCCUCAUUAAGUCUCAAGGUAUUUUUGGGCAGUCCUAUAUUGGCAAG
Petromyzon marinus (sea lamprey) is the source of this 12378-nucleotide messenger RNA. Its product is annotated as transcription factor RFX3-like. The record is from RefSeq and is a predicted model, not a curated record. Gene Ontology annotation, cellular component: nucleus. Lineage: Eukaryota; Metazoa; Chordata; Hyperoartia; Petromyzontiformes; Petromyzontidae. Gene Ontology annotation, molecular function: DNA-binding transcription factor activity, RNA polymerase II-specific; RNA polymerase II cis-regulatory region sequence-specific DNA binding. Gene Ontology annotation, biological process: regulation of transcription by RNA polymerase II.